Molecule: messenger RNA, 782 nt
Organism: Pelagomonas calceolata
Lineage: Eukaryota; Pelagophyceae; Pelagomonadales; Pelagomonadaceae
Source: the annotation of a GenBank genome assembly
CAAAACACCAAAGUAAAAAUCCCCUCUGAGGUGGUUAGGAACCGCCAUAGACCCACAGCGGUCACUUUCUUAGCUGCGGGCACGCUCUGCACGCCUUAAAUAUGUCGCCGCGGCCACUGCUGCUCCUAGCCCUGCACCUCUCUGCUGCCCUCUCCCUUGCGCCAGCCGCACGCGAAACGAGAAUAAUUGAAUUGCUAGGCAAAGGCCGCGUCGGCCUCCCGCAGAGCGACGAAGUCGAGCUCGACGAAUUGGUCGCGAACCUCGAGGGCCGAAAGCCGACGAUCGCGUCGGUCCGCGGCGACUGGGACCUGCUCUACACGUCUAAAUCGGAAUUCGACCCCGCGAACCCGCUGGGCCGGCGCGUCGACGGCACGGCGCCCGGCAUCGAGAAGAUCUUCGACGUGGCCUUCUCGCAGGCCGAGGCCGUCGCGUCGUCGUCGCCGAUCCAGCGCUUCGUGACGGGCCUCGAGAGCGUCGAGAUCCGGCAGGUCGUCGAGCUCGACGACGCCGGAACGGGACGGGUCGACCAGUUCGUCGAGGCGGGCGAGAACGUGGUGUUUCGCCUCUCGGCGAGCGGGAGCUUCGACGAGGCGACGGGCCGCCUCGAUUUUACCUUCGACGACGCGUACCUCACGGCCUUUGGAGUGAGGAUCCCCUACCCCGUGCCCUUCCGGUUGUUGGGCGACGAGGCGAGCGGCUACCUCGACACGCGCUACGUCUCGGACACGCUCCGGGUGUCGCGCGGGAACAAGGGUACGACGUUCAUCCUAAGGAAGCGAUAG